AUGCAACGCAGCCCGCAGGAGGCCAGGCCUGAGUCCCAGACCCCACCUUCCGCCCCAUCUACGACCGCUACUCCGGCGUGGGCUGCGGCCGACGGUAGCGCUGCAGAACCUAUUGGCGGUCUACAGGAAUAUUAUUAUGAGCUGUGUAUGGAAAAAUCCCAGGAAAUUAAACCUUUUAUAUUGCAUAUACUCCAAGAAGUGGACGAAGAAAUUGAAAAGGGAUUGGCAGGAAUCACAUUAAAUGUUGCUGGUAACUGUCACUUAAUGCCAGUAGAAAGAGUAACAGGUGAAGAUUUUUGGAUUCUUUGCAGAAUUUUAAAGAAUAAUCCAUAUAUUAAUGGUUUGGAUGUUAGAUAUAACCUCAUAAGUGAUGUUGGCGCAUCCUAUGCUGCAAAACUGCUUCAGAAACAACAUAAUCUCAUUUACUUAAACCUUAUGUUUAAUGACAUUGGGCCUGAAGGUGGAGAACUGAUUGCUAAAGCACUACAUAAGAAUACAACUCUGAAACACCUAAGAAUGACUGGAAACAAGAUUGAAAAUAAGGGUGGAAUGUUUUUUGCUGCAAUGCUACAAAUUAAUUCAUCCUUAGAGAAAUUAGAUCUGGGUGACUGCGAUCUGGGAAUGCAGAGUGUGAUAGCAUUCGCUACAGUCCUAACUCAAAACCAAACAAUUAAGGGAUUAAACCUAAACCGACCUAUACUGUAUGGUGAACAGGAAGAGUCCACAGUUCAUCUAGGCCACAUGUUGAAAGAAAAUCAGUGCCUUGUUGAACUACACGUGUGUAAGCAUGACAUAAAAAACUGUGGUAUGAAACAGUUAUGUGAUGCACUGUAUCUGAACAGAAGCCUACACUACCUUGAUGUAAGCUGCAAUAAAAUAACUCAGGAUGGAAUGGUGUGUUUGGCCGAGGUACUGAGAAGCAAUACUACCCUGGAAGUCAUAGAUCUUUCUUUUAACAGAAUAGAAAAUGCAGGAGCAAACUAUCUCAGUGACACUCUUGCUUCACACAACAGGACUCUUAAAGCGUUGUCAGUAGUAAGCAACAACAUAGAGGGAGAAGGACUUGUUGCACUUUCACAAUCAAUGAAAACAAAUCCCACACUCUCUAAUAUCUACAUUUGGGGAAACAAAUUUGAUGAAGCUACAUGUGUGGCAUAUUCAGAUUUAAUUUACAUGGGCCGUCUAAAAUCAGACAAUACAGAUGUGGAGCCAUUUGUGGUGGAUGGACACGUGUACCUUGCAGAAGUCUCCAAUGGCCUUAAAAGGCAUUAUUACUGGACACCAGGUUAUGGAGAAGCUUGCAGCCCAUCAUCUAAUGCAGGUCUUACUCUUGUACCAGUAGGUCAAUAUCUAUGAAAA
This is a messenger RNA of Mesoplodon densirostris (Blainville's beaked whale), 1359 nucleotides long. RefSeq names its product leucine rich repeat containing 34 (gene LRRC34). The transcript has 11 exons. The coding region runs from base 1 to 1356 and encodes 451 amino acids. The record is from RefSeq and is a predicted model, not a curated record. Gene Ontology annotation, molecular function: protein binding. NCBI's taxonomy places the organism in Eukaryota, Metazoa, Chordata, Mammalia, Artiodactyla, Ziphiidae.